This is a messenger RNA of Oncorhynchus keta (chum salmon), 2273 nucleotides long. RefSeq lists its product as uncharacterized. NCBI's taxonomy places the organism in Eukaryota, Metazoa, Chordata, Actinopteri, Salmoniformes, Salmonidae. The transcript has 3 exons. The record is from RefSeq and is a predicted model, not a curated record. The coding region runs from base 843 to 2273 and encodes 476 amino acids.
ACCCACCACACACCCACCACACACCCACCACACACCCACUACACACCCACACACACCCACUACACACCCACUACACACCCACCACACACCCACUACACACCCACUACACAUAUAUAUUUAUAUAUUUAUAUAUAUUCAGAGGGUAAUAGAAUGAGUAGAUAUAUAUUCAGAGGGUAAUAGAAUGGGUAGAUAUAUAUUCAGAGGGUAAUAGAAUGGGUAGAUAUAUAUUCAGAGGGUAAUAGAAUGGGUAGAUAUAUAUUCAGAGGGUAAUAGAAUGAGUAGAUAUAUAUUCAGAGGGUAAUAGAAUGGGUAGAUAUAUAUUCAGAGGGUAAUAGAAUGGGUAGAUAUAUAUUCAGAGGGUAAUAGAAUGGUAGAUAUAUAUUCAGAGGGUAAUAGAAUGGUAGAUAUAUAUUCAGAGGGUAAUAGAAUGGGUAGAUAUAUAUUCAGAGGGUAAUAGAAUGGGUAGAUAUAUAUAUUCAGAGGGUAAUAGAAUGGGUAGAUAUUCUCAUGCAGCCAUGUUUAUUCUCCCUCUAUCCACCAAAGACCGAUAGAUGCCAUAAUCCCAGUUUAUGGCUCCCGGUUGACAGUUUCCUCCACAGAUUCCUCAAUGUUUCAUAGUGUCUAUGUUCAGUAUCAGUGUUUCAUGUUGAAUGUGUUUAGUAUCUAGAAACAAAUCACUGUUGUCAAUAUGCUUCACAUGUAUUUUUGUCUUGAUUUAAAGAGGAACAUUUUCACUCCCGGCAAGAACUUUCAACUACAGUAAUGCAAUUUAUUUUCAGAUAUAAUACUAUGUAGUAAUUUCACAAAGCACAUAACAAGGAGUCAUUAAACCUGCCCAAAACAUGGAGGGAAAUCCCUACUUUAAAUGUAUUCAAACACAAAGAUCAACAAAACACUUAGACCUGAGGUUUUCCAUCAGGAAGAGUGAACUAGUGACUGUUGUUGGCUGGUUCAGUGUGACUGCUGCUGUUGGUCGGUUCAGUGUGACUGCUGUUGGCUGGUUCAGUAUGACUGCUGUUGUUGGUCGGUUCAGUAUGACUGCUGCUGUUGGCAGGUUCAGUAUGACUGCUGCUGUUGGCUGGUUCAGUGUGACUGCUGUUGUUGGUCGGUUCAGUAUGACUGCUGCUGUUGGCUGGUUCAGUAUGACUGCUGUUGUUGGUCGGUUCAGUAUGACUGCUGUUGUUGGCUGGUUCAGUAUGACUGCUGUUGUUGGUCGGUUCAGUAUGACUGCUGUUGUUGGCUGGUUCAGUAUGACUGCUGCUGUUGGCUGGUUCAGUAUGACUGCUGCUGUUGGCUGGUUCAGUGUGAGUGCUGUUGUUGGUCGGUUCAGUAUGACUGCUGCUGUUGGCUGGUUCAGUAUGACUGCUGCUGUUGGCUGGUUCAGUGUGACUGCUGUUGUUGGUCGGUUCAGUAUGACUGCUGCUGUUGGCUGGUUCAGUAUGACUGCUGUUGUUGGCUGGUUCAGUGUGACUGCUGUUGUUGGCUGGUUCAGUAUGACUGCUGUUGUUGGCUGGUUCAGUAUGACUGCUGCUGUUGGCUGGUUCAGUAUGACUGCUGCUGUUGGCCGGUUCAGUGUGACUGCUGUUGUUGGCUGGUUCAGUAUGACUGCUGCUGUUGGUCGGUUCAGUAUGACUGCUGCUGUUGGUCGGUUCAGUGUGACUGCUGCUGUUGGCUGGUUCAGUGUGACUGCUGUUGUUGGUCGGUUCAGUGUGACUGCUGCUGUUGGUCGGUUCAGUGUGACUGCUGCUGUUGGUCGGUUCAGUGUGACUGCUGUUGUUGGUCGGUUCAGUAUGACUGCUGCUGUUGGUCGGUUCAGUGUGACUGCUGCUGUUGGCUGGUUCAGUGUGACUGCUGUUGUUGGUCGGUUCAGUGUGACUGCUGCUGUUGGUCGGUUCAGUGUGACUGUUGUUGGCCGGUUCAGUGUGACUGCUGCUGUUGGUCGGUUCAGUGUGACUGCUGCUGUUGGCCGGUUCAGUAUGACUGCUGCUGUUGGCUGGUUCAGUAUGACUGCUGCUGUUGGCUGGUUCAGUAUGACUGCUGCUGUUGGCUGGUUCAGUAUGACUGCUGCUGUUGGCCGGUUCAGUGUGACUGCUGCUGUUGGCUGGUUCAGUAUGACUGCUGCUGUUGGUCGGUUCAGUAUGACUGCUGCUGUUGGCUGGUUCAGUAUGACUGCUGCUGUUGGCUGGUUCAGUAUGACUGCUGUUGUUGGCUGGUUCAGUAUGACUGCUGUUGGCCGGUUCAGUGUGACUGCUGCUGUUGGCGGUUCAGUAUGA